Messenger RNA from Quercus lobata, 720 nucleotides. Its product is annotated as TMV resistance protein N-like. Gene Ontology annotation, molecular function: ADP binding. Gene Ontology annotation, biological process: signal transduction; defense response. The transcript is spliced from 3 exons. NCBI's taxonomy places the organism in Eukaryota, Viridiplantae, Streptophyta, Magnoliopsida, Fagales, Fagaceae. The coding region runs from base 1 to 720 and encodes 239 amino acids. The record is from RefSeq and is a predicted model, not a curated record.
AUGGAAAAGACGCAAUUGGUAGUUUUGCCUGUCUUCCACUAUAUGGAUCCUAGUGAUGUGCGGAAUCAAAGAGGGACUUUUGCAAAAGCCUUUGUAGAGCAUGAAGAGCAUCUCAUGGAUUGCAUAGGGAAUGUUCAAACGUGGAAAGCUGCUUUGACAAAAGUUACUGAUCUCGCUGGAUGGGAUUUAAAGGAUAGUUUGGUUCUUGUUUAUGAGGACCUUGUUGGAAUGGACUCUUGUGUGGAGGAAAUGUUGGAUUCAUACUUGGCUGAAGGGUUGGAUGGUGUUCGUUUUGUUGGGAUUUGUGGGAUGGGUGGAAUAGGCAAAACAACUCUUGCGCAAGAAAUUUAUAAAAGAAUUUUUGAUAACUAUGAAGCUACCAGCUUUAUUGCUAAUAUUAGAGAAGAAACUAAAAAUCGAGGUCUAAAUUCUUUACAGAAACAACUUCUUUCAAAGAUCCUCAUGGAAAGUGAAAUAAAUAUAUGGAAUAUUCUUGAGGGAAUCAAUCUUCUAAGGAAUACACUAUGUAAUAAAAAGGUUUUUAUUGUUCUUAAUGAUGUGGAUGAAGAUGUACAAUUAGGAGCAUUAGCAGGGAAGCAUGAUUGGUUUGGUUCAGGGAGUAGAAUCAUUGUAACAAGCAGAGAUAGUCAUUUAUUGAAAAGAUGUGGGGUGAAUGAUAUAUAUAGUGCUAAGGGGUUGAGUAAUGACGAUGCUUUGUAG